Messenger RNA from Armigeres subalbatus, 3108 nucleotides. RefSeq lists its product as uncharacterized. The record is from RefSeq and is a predicted model, not a curated record. Gene Ontology annotation, molecular function: protein binding. Lineage: Eukaryota; Metazoa; Arthropoda; Insecta; Diptera; Culicidae. Bases 147 to 3056 code for a protein of 969 amino acids. The transcript has 6 exons.
GUAAGAUAUUCAGAAUUUUCAGUAGUUACAAUUGACUAGUAAAGCAUGUGGAUUAUUCAACAUACAAGAAUCAGCACAAAAAAUAUGGAUUACUAGAAUAAUAACAAGGAACACACGCUGUUCAUACUGUUGUGCAGUUGAAAACUAUGAAGAAAAUACCUAACCAAUCAGCAAAACCUACUGUGACAAAACGACUUCCUUCAACAGUUGUAAAAUCAGACGAUAACAAAGACACAAAAAAGAAAGUGAAGCAAACAAUUUCCGUAUCUAAAACGAGUUCUUUGAGUACCACAAAAAAGAUAUCUUCCCAGUCAACACAACCAACCACAAGUAGAACCGAGUUUAAAGAUAAAUCAGAAGACAUCAAACAGCGUGUGAUAACUAAUCCCAAAAUCAAUAUAACCCAACUCAAAAAACAAGUUCCUUCUUCAUCAUCCAGGAAUGGGAUACACUCAAAAAAGCCGGUAGCCGGAAACUUCAAUGUGACCGUUAAUUCACCUCCAAACCAUCGUAAAACAACAAUUGAGGGAAAAAACGCACCGCCGCCUCGUGAUCGUACCAGAACUAGAACGAUGAAACCGGAGGAGGUUACCGUGCUUAAGCAAAUACCACACAUUCCCAGUGAAGUGAGCAGAGAAAAGCCUAAGACCCCAGUAACUUUCGACAUCCCGUUCGAAAGCCAGAAACAAAGUUCGUCAAGUGCCAACAAGCAAAUCACUAACAAAGUCAUUGAAGCUGAGAACGAUGGUGAUGAUCAAUAUGAAUCGGAAUUUGAAUCAUACGAGUCGGACUUCGAGUCCGGAUCGUCAAAGAAAUCAUCUUCUUCUGCAUCUUCACAAAAGUCAAGUUUAUCGGAAUCGUCCGCGUUCACCAGCUCGGAGUCAAGCUCCGAUGAAGAGCACGGGAAAUCACAAACGCCUAUCGAACAGAAGUUAGACUCUGGCAACUACGAAAUGAAGCUGAAACGGUUGCUAACGAUCAAUGAUACUGGUAACGCCCCCGUCAGCGUACCAAAGCAAGAGGACAAUCAACCAGAUUCUGGUAUGAACAGUGGAUUGUUUGAGAGCCAUUCUACGUCUAGUAGCACCAAGUUAUUGCAGAAACGAUAUGCUGAAAUACUGGACAAAAUAUCAUUUAACACGAUGGUGUAUGAACUAUACGAAGAAAAACCAGCGCCAUAUGAAUAUUUCGUCAAACACUAUGGUCACACGAAGAAUAUUCAGAAUCACACCCAAACUGAAACUGAUGUGCACUCAAGUGAAACACAAUCAGAUGAUAUUCAUCUCAAAUCUGCAUGGGUGCAGCAUCCACCCCAAUUUUCAUUAUCAUGUCUAAACGGCAUGAUCACAAAUCCCGAUAGUUAUACUGAAGAAAAAUUGGGUGUAGCGCAAGAAGAUUUCAUUGUUGAUGGUUGCCCUAUUCAGCAGAAAGACGAUUUCUCAGAUUUCCUUGUAAACCUUGAAUCGGGAAAAUUAAAAGAUACUUAUAAAACACACCUGUUCAAUAAGUCCAGCUUCAACUUAAAUGAUUUGCGAAGCUUUUUGAGACGUUCACUCCCUAUUAUCGAGGCGACUUUGGUUCAGAACGUUCAACACUAUGGAAACCCUACGACCAAAACUGUAGAGCUUCAACUGCAAAAUACGUCGGACACUAGCACGGUAACACAUGCGCACUAUGACAGCGGAUCUCAGCAUGUCCUUCUAACUUUCCAUGAGUGUGACAUAGAGAAGUCCUGUCACAGGUAUGUAAUCAGCGUGUGGGAUACCAGAAACUGCAUUCGACCCAAGGCGAUCCUUUCAUGUUGGAGCGCCAUAGCAUGCACUGAGCGGAUUGGUCCCGUUAUUUUAGGAGGCACCACAGACGGAACCUUAUGCCUUUGGGCUGUAGAGAAUAACAAUGAGGAACCAGCGGCACCAUUUCAGUUAAUUAGUUCUAAUGUGCUAAACAAUGAAGCUGAAAGCUGUUACUACGGUCAUGUAGUAGCGAUUCGAUCAGCAAACCAAUCAGCCAGUCACAGUAGUAUACCAACAUGUCAGGUACUCACACUUUUUGAAGCAGGAAUUUUGACCACAUGGACGAUAUCUAGAAUAACCCAUGAAAUAAACUGCGACGAUAAAUAUGGUCUCAACACGGUAUUCCACCAUGCAAAGUAUCAACUUAUUCAACAGAACGUUAUGAAUCUACAUUCGAUGGUUUAUGAACCAUCAUCAUUUUUAAGCAAGAAAAAUAAUAAAGUGAGCAAUUUCCAGAAAGGUAGUCUAGAUGAUCUACUUAGCUCAAACAACAAUACUACUGGCGAAUAUGGAAAUGAUGAGAUGAGGUCAAUCAGCGAUUUGCAGAUUUAUCAUAAUAAAGCCAUUGUUCUGCUAAACGAGCAAAUCUUAGUUAUCAAUUAUUUGGAACAAAAGUGUAUACUUGUACUGAAAAAUCAAGAUCGAACGUCAAGCCUCAAUAAACAUCCUAAUAUGAAAGGAUUUAUGUUCACAAUGUCAUCAGAUAACUCUAUCAAAAUCUUGAGCAUAGACAAAAAAGUCAACACUUCUUCAUCUAACGAUACAACAGAUAUUUAUAAAGCUAAGCAGCAAAAUUCCAUGUCGAACUUGAAAAAUAGCCCGAUUCUGAACAACAAGUCCUGCGCUAUUCAAAACAUUGUGAAAAAUGAACGAAAAUUCUACCAUGAGCCAGGUAGCCACACGGACGGCUUCGCUCGGCCUCCCAGCAGUAACUUGGGCGGUAGUCAACAAUUCAAUCAAAGGACCUUGGAUCAUAUUUCUCUACAUCACAAUCAGCUAUUUUUCCUGAAACAACUAGACCAAAGGAAUUCGUGGUUGCAUUUUUUGAGCCGAGGCCAGAUCCUAUGCGUUGGCAACGAAACUCGAGCUCGAUUCAUUGACCUAAAAACCAGCCGAGAGAGCUAUUUGAGUGAUUACAUUGAUACGACGGAUGCCGGUAAUCGCAGACUGCUCGGAACGACAGACAAACAUGUGAUAAUGGCAACGAGCGGGCAAGGUGUAGUACAUCUGUACGACAUAUCAAAUUAUUUUGAGAGGACAUAGUCACAAGUAGUGUUUAAAAUUAUUUUUUUAAAUAAAUAUGAUUAAGACAAUG